CGGGGGGUACGUUGCAAUGAAGUCCUUCGUAAUGAAGUCCUGCCUGCUGCUGUCCGUUGGCGCAGCUGGCAUGAAGCUGCAAGAGCCCGCCGACUGCGUGGGAGAUCUGAUUGGCUCCUUUGACAACGGGCGGCACCGAGAUCUUCCAAUGCGACGAGCAGAAGGCGGACGACACAUGCGCAAAGAAGUACACGCUGGCGGCGGGGGACGUCUAUACUCAGUGCGGCCUUAGUGGCCCGAACUGGCGCUGGGGCCGUGCAAAAAGCCCUCGGCGAGCCUGACGUGCUCCACCCUAUCGGAGUGCGAGGCAAAGGUUGGAAGCGGACUUGGACCAGUGGCACUGACACCAGCUACUUAGUGCCUUUGGGAACCUAUGUGAUGCUUGGCUUCAUAGAAAGGACCGGAGACCUGUCGCACUCCUGGUUCUUCAAGACGCCGGACAGCUGGAAGACCACCCACCCCUACAAGCUCCAGCAUCAGGGCGACAUCAUCGAAGCCAUCAGGGCCAGCGACGGCAAGACCUACGAGGGAGAGCUGGUCUCGGACUCCUCCAACUACGGGGGUGGCUGCGAGUGCGGCAAAGGCGGUGGAAGUUGGGGCCGGAUUUGCAUGCGCAGCAAGACCCCACCGGCCGGGGGCUGGAGGUGCACUGGCAAGGGUGGAGCUGUACCGGAGGAGAUUGAUUUCCCUUAUGUUCGCGGAUAUGGGGACGGCAACUCAUGCGGAUCUUCCAGCCUGAGCUACUACAACUGGAACGCCGGCACCAACUUCUGCAACAACGGCUACAAGGUUGUGAUCAUGACCACGUAGACGCUGGAAGAGAAGACCGCGAGCAAGUUUGUUUAAAACGGCUCUUCACCUUUUUCGCAGGAGUUCCAUGUGCAGGAUGCGUGUUGGUUCUAUCUUGACCGAAAGGGAUUCAAGUGGUGAGUGGUCAAUAGCCAUCCCCACUGAUUUUUUGCAGGACAUGACCGAUUCUGGGGUUCCGUGUGAGCCCGCGGAACAUGUUUGGCACCUGCAGAUGAGUUUUUGAGUUCCUGCCACGCGUUGUGCCAGCAAAAAGGUGUGCCGUAUCCGUGGGCUAACUGCGGGUCCU
Effrenium voratum is the source of this 1096-nucleotide messenger RNA. Lineage: Eukaryota; Dinophyceae; Suessiales; Symbiodiniaceae. The record is from the annotation of a GenBank genome assembly.